AAUAUUAUUCUUCCGUCAAGCGCACCACGUCAGCUAGACCAUCAUAACAAACUUCACAUGCAGUCAUAGUGUCAUACAUACAUGUACAUAAAACGUGUUCUUUGAUAUCAUCGUCGCCAGAAUGGUUUUAAUGACCAUGAUCGCACGAGUUGCAGAUGCACUGCCCUUAGCAGCAUCAAUGCAAGAGGAUGAACAGGCAGGAAGAAGUUUAAUGGAUUACCAGGCACAAGCAAAACAACUUUUCCGUAAGAUAUCAACAGAUCCACAGCCUCCAGGAAGAUGUAGUUUAGAAUCGGGACCAUAUAUUUUUCAUUAUAUAAUAGAACGAGGUGUAUGUUAUCUUAUACUUUGUGAUAAAUCAUUCUCAAAGAGACUUGCAUUCCAAUAUUUGGAUGAUUUACAAACAGAAUUUUCAUUGCAAUAUAGUGGUAGAGUAGAAACAGUAUCUAGACCUUACAGUUUUAUAGAAUUUGAUACAUACAUUCAGAAAGCUAGGAAAUCUUACAUGGAUUCUAGAGCAAGGAAGAAUCUGAAUAAUAUAAAUACAGAACUCCAAGAUGUUCAUAGGAUAAUGGUACAGAAUAUUGAUGAUGUGUUACAGAGAGGAGAAACUCUAUCAGCACUAGAUAUGAAAGCCAGUAAUUUAUCGUCUGUUUCUCAGAAGUACAAGAAAGACUCUACAUAUUUGAACUUACGGUCAUCUUACGCCAAAAUAGCAGCCAUUGUUAUUGUUGUCAUUGUAUUUUUAUUAUUUAUUAAAUUUUGGUGGUAAUAAACUAUAUUUAUUGUAAAAGCAUUGUACUGUGCAUGUAUUUUAUUUUCAUAAUUCAACAAAGUUGAGUUUACUGCUCAGACAACCCUUAGCUUCCAUUUAAUGGUGGGCUUAACUUUUUGUUUUGUUUUAUCAUCAGUCGUGUAAAAAAUUUACAGAAAUUUAUUAUGUUUCGAUUGAGACUGCAUUGGCAUCAAUAAUUAUAGAUUACCUAAAUUAGAAAGAAUUGAAAGAAAUUUUAAAAUUCUGUAGGAUUAAGCCAGCAACAAUCAAUGAAUCACUAAUGCAUUAUGGGAAUUUCUGGGUAAGUUCAUCUUUAUUUCUUUCACUUCUAUUCUAACCAAAAUUUGUACUUUAACAUAACAACAGAAGCUCACAGGACUCAGUUGAAUCUGUUAUUAUGUAUUUUAAUUUUUUGGCUGAUAUAUGAAGAAAUUUGUGCUUGGAAACCUCCAAAAUGGCAACAAAAGGGAAAUAACUCAUGCUCAAAUCGCAACAAUAUCGUAAUCUAUCUAUUUGAUGAAUAGUAACACAAGUAGGAGGAUGAAACUAGAAAAACAGCAUCAAACAAAAAGCAUUUCAACUUCUCUAUGUUAGAGUAAAAAAUGUGUGUCCUUUCUCCUAAUGAUUCUUAAAUAGUGUGAGCCAUGUUACUAAAAUAGCAAUUUUUACUAUAAUUUCACUCAGCAAUGAGGCAGGCAGUGUACUCAGUGAUAAUCAGAUUCACUCAUUAUAUGUACUAGUCAGCUAUUUGAUGGUUUACUGUAAAAUGUAUGUGUGGAGGGAAAAAAUGAAAUGUUUAAUCCUGAAUGAAUCUAUAGGAAUAGUUUUGUUAUUUACUGUAUGGUUGUGUUUUAAUGGAUGUAUAAAAAUUUGUAUUAUUCCCAGCAAAAGUGCUUCUAUAAGGGUACCUGUUUUAAUUCUUCAAUAGUUCUUUGUCCAUUUUGUGUAAAUGUUUCCCAUUGGUCAUGAUAUUUAUGCAUGAGUAAAUACACACAUUAAUUCCUAUAUGUACAACACUGUUGAUUCUUUAAUUUUUUUUGUGAUUACCAAUUUUCAUGGAACGAGGAAAAGUUGUAUUUUCACGGAUACUUGAUUUCAUGUUUAUAUUUACAAACUUUUGUAUUCAGGCUUAAAGGAAAUUAGUAUUCUGUUGAACAUUUCGAUUGGUGGUUCACCUAAACCCAUGAAGUCCAUGAAAAUCAGUACCCAACAAAUAAUGCCAAUUCCAACAUAUAUAAUGGAAAUGAUGAGAGUGUUAUUUACAUAUAUGUAGUCAUUUCCAAGUGUUUCUUGAGACAAUAGACAUUAAUAUUCACACCAUAUUAUUUGUUAAAGUAUGUAAAUCUGCAUUAGUUAAAGCUUAUGUAUACAUGUAUUAAAAGGUGCAAUGUGAUUUUCUUUAGACCGUGAGAAUUUUAAGUCUAUAAAUCUUGGGGAGGAAAAGUAAAUAAGUACAGUGAAACUCAUAAGUGUCUAAACUGAACACCUGAAGUCUGUGUUAACUGGAGACCUGUCUGAACUAGACUGUCCAUAAGCUGGAAACCUGUCAUUAAUUAACUCUGUACAACUUAAUUGACUUUGUUUGGAGAUAAUGGUACUAAAAAUGAAUAUUGAAGUAAUAUAAUAAUAGUUAUUAAUUUAUUUGAUGUUUUGUUAAAUGAAUAACACGAGUAAUGUAUAUAAGGUUGUAUUUUACUUUAGGAGAAAUAUAAUUAUAUAUAAAAAAUAUGUGUCAACUCUUCAGACAUCAACAGUAGCCUUCUGAAUUUCCAUUUUUUUCCUUAAAUGAAUUGGAAAUCACUCUUAGGGCACUAGUUGUUCAAAUAUCCCUUUUCAAAAUUAUUUUUGUAAUUUCUAAUGACACUGACAUUUCACUUCAAUCAAAUGGGUCUCUUUGAAAUGGACAUGUUAUUGUCAAUGUAUUGUUUAUUUAUGUGACAUAAAGUGUACAAGCAGCC
Molecule: messenger RNA, 2733 nt
Organism: Mytilus californianus (California mussel)
Lineage: Eukaryota; Metazoa; Mollusca; Bivalvia; Mytilida; Mytilidae
Product: vesicle-trafficking protein SEC22b-like
Exons: 5
Coding region: 122-772 (216 amino acids)
Biological process (GO): vesicle fusion with Golgi apparatus; endoplasmic reticulum to Golgi vesicle-mediated transport; retrograde vesicle-mediated transport, Golgi to endoplasmic reticulum
Cellular component (GO): endoplasmic reticulum membrane; ER to Golgi transport vesicle membrane; endoplasmic reticulum-Golgi intermediate compartment
Molecular function (GO): SNAP receptor activity
Source: RefSeq, a predicted model, not a curated record